Molecule: messenger RNA, 5850 nt
Organism: Pocillopora meandrina
Lineage: Eukaryota; Metazoa; Cnidaria; Anthozoa; Scleractinia; Pocilloporidae
Source: the annotation of a GenBank genome assembly
UGCAUUAUGUAUCUACGCAUGCCGUUUUGAUCUUCCUCAGGAAAAUUUGAGCGCGGAAACCACUUGCCAUAUUUUCCUUUAAAUUGAAAUCAAGACGAAAAAAGAGGGAAAUAAAUAGAAGUAUUUUAUGGAGAACCUUGUAUGGUUAGAAAUUCCCAAAUUUGGAGUAAGCCCGGGAGAAUCGAACCGGAUACGAUGACCAAUCAGACACAACUAUCGAACCAGCUGUUAAACAAACAUAUGGUCGAAAUUUAGAAAGUUCCUUAAAUUUUGUUUCAUCACCUGUUAGCUAGGGUUCAGAUGGUCUUUUUAUUUCGCUAUGGGCAAAAUGCGAAUUUUUUCCGUUUCAUUUUUACUUCUGGUCAUUUCAGUCACGGUCGAUGCCGACAUCGAUGCAGAGGAAGCAGCAUUGCCAACAAAAUGCCAUGGUGAGUAAGGAUUAAUCUAUUCUUCGCUUUUUUAUUAAUCCUUUUUUGUAAAUGAUACCCAAGGAAAUAAAAAAAAGCUGUGUGUAUAAAUCUCUGAAAAACAAAAAGUUAUUUCAGAGACGCGUUACUUUUGACAAAAAGACAAAUAAACAACAAAGUAGAUGUAGUCUCCUGAGAAUGACCUGUGAAUUCUGCAGCUACAAAUGUUUGUUUCCUCUCUACUUUUUAUUUAUUCGCUUAUUAGCCGUGAAAAUUGAUCUUCCAAGAGACGAUAAAAUAUUGUAAAUUUAGACUCCACAAAUGUUUUAGAGAUCUUAUAGCUAAUCUGAAGCUUUUUUCUGCUAACCAUAGUAAAUACGAAUGCAGGGAGAUUUUUUUUUCUUCACAAGCUGCUUGUUUGUUUUAGCUCAACAGUUAUAUUUUCCAGCCAAAUAUAUUAUGCGUUAAAAAUUUGCUUUCAAUAUUUCACACAACUUUUAUAAGGCAUUUAACUUUGAUUCGCCAUUAAAAAAACUUUUGUCGUUCUUGAAGUUACCUGAUCGAGUUCGAUUGAGGAAAUUCGAACUAAAUUUUGUCGAACAUAUGUCUGAAACAUGAAACUGUAGCUUGCCAGUCAACUUAUUUUUUGGAGCCAAGAGACGCGAGCACCAUUCAAUUAACUUCUGUUCAUUUGAUCGAAAUGUUGAUUAGGCUUUGUUCGCAAUCAGAUCACUGACUCAAAUUGUGUCAUAUGUCAAUAUGCACAAUUGUGAUCUUCUAAAUUAACAGUAACCACACUUUUGAUUGGCUGCCUCAACAAACUUAACUUUAAACAGGUGCAAAUUGUUGGUUAAUAUUGGCACAGUUUAGAGGCCAAUUUUUGUUUGGUCAAUGUUUUUCUUUUUUGUGAAUAAUGGUUUAUGCCCACAGGGCAAGGAUUUUUUAAUUCUCUCUCUGAGCACCUGCCUUGGAUCUGCAAUCUAAAUUAUUUCAGGUUUGGUUCAAGCAUUAGAUUAAGCUGUAAACUGAUAAGAAUUUCUUGAAUAUUUAAUACCAUUGUGACAGUAGUAGUUCCCCCUUAAUCUUUUUCAAAGUCCUGUUAACCCUUUAGCUCCCAGAAGUGAUUAACAUUUAACUUCUCCUUUAAAUGUCCAUAAAUUAUCCAGCAAGUGGGUAAUGAGAAUACUCAAACCUCUUGAGUAGAAGUUGUCAACUCAAUCUAACACCAGGUGUAGCACUCACAAGGGAGAGUUGAAAUCAGAUCUUGGGACAUAAAGGGAUAAAUAAUUUCUGUAAGAAAUAAAUUUAAAAAAAAAAAUUUGUCUUUCUUAAUGUGUUUGAAUCUCUCAAUGUUACAGUUUGUAAACACUUGGUACAAGAACUGCAGGAUGAGCUUGAAAGGUCUGGCAAGUCCAAGGAAGUCUUCCGAACAGGGCAGAUAUUUCAGGAGCAGCGUAAGGAAAUAAACUACCAGUAUUCGUAAGUAUGCAAAUCUUAUUGCUGUAGUCAAUUGCCUCUAGAUCAUGGGAAAAGGGGAGACAUAUUAGUCCUGUAGCUAGUUUGGCAUACUCUGGAGCUGGAAUUAGCUAAUACCAGUUUAAACCUUUUACCUCAUUUAUGUGGGUUUGCAGACCUCAAACACUUUUCAAUGAAUCAUUAAUUACAUUUUAGAAACUCACACUUUAUACUUUUAUAUUUUGUUGUAGUGAGGUUCGUCUGAAUGAAGCUCUGGAAAAUGCCUGUUCUAAUGUUUUAGAUUACAAAGUGCAUAAAGACAAAGUGAAGGCUUUGAGAUAUGAAAAGAGUGAGUGAAAUCAUUAUAUUAAAAAAUAUUCCCCCUUUUCCUAAUGCCUUAUGAUGUACAAUUUUUGACUCUGAAAUGAGUUUCCACCAUAAACACUAUGUAAGGGUAUUCUCUGUAGCCUAAUUAUACAGAGAGGUGCCCUCCAUUAGGAGGGAACUUUUACUGAGUAGUAGAAGGAGUUUUUCCUUCACAGAAUAUUUUCUGAUAAUUUAUUGUUUUCUGUUAGAAUUUGUAGCACAUUUUGAAAGAAUGCCUGUUUUAAAUAUAAUCCUCUACAGUCAUAUAGCUUAAGCCCCAAUUUUCCAAAUUAAACAAGUUCCACAAUAGAGGGGUGUUGUCCAACACAGGGCCAUGGUCAUAGAUCUCUUUGUUCCAAACAGGGUCACGUAGGCUUCCAUGCUCUUAACUGCCCCUUUGUACCCGAAGUACAAAGACAAGUUAGCCUAAUAAUAUACUGUGUUUUUAUGUGUCCCUGGAAUUAAAACUCAGUACUAAGUUGGAAUAAUACUUCGCUCUCUCUCCAGAGGAAAGUGUAACAUUCAACACCCUCAAAGGACUAAAAAAUCGAGGAGUCAAGGUGGACCUUGGAUUUCCUUAUGAGAUGUGGGACACGCCUGAUGCUGAAGUAACAAGGCUGAAGAGCAGGGUAAGACUUUGAUAGACAUUUUGUUAUUUAAGUUAUGGGCUGUAGUGACUGGCAUACUUUGUUGGUUACCAGGGAUUUUCUGGCUGUGAUUUCAGUCAAAAAGAUGGUGUAUACUGUUUAGAAAAAACUGAGGCCUGAUACCCUGAAAUUUUCAAUGCAAGUAGUUUGAGACAAAGUUGUCAAUUGGCCAUUAAGUUUCACUGCAGGUUGUUGGCAUGUGAAUAAAACAGCUCUCACUCAAGAGAGAGAUCAAGGACUCGAAAUCAAGCACAGCUGGCCACACUAGGAUAUCUGUCUCCUGCCAUACUUAGCACCCUGGCUGCUUUGCUGUUACUCAACAAAUUCCUGUUCAACUUUUUCUUAUAACUUGGUGAUCUGUUUAUGAAAAUCACUAGUAAAAUAAAUAGGGUCCUUGACACAAAUAGUGAUUUUCCACAGUAAACAGAACAUCAGCUGUUUUUGAAUAAGGUUCUGUAGUUUUGCAUGUCUUGUCAGGUUACAGAGUUGUUUUAAAAAUGGUGGUAUCCAUAAUUAAUUUUUCAUUACAUUUGAGAACAAUUUCUGGUUGCAAAGAAGGCUUUUUUAUUCAAAGCUCUAAAUGUAGCAAGGAGUGAAUUUUUGAGUAUUUUUACAUUGUGAAGAUACUAAGAAUUAUGUUUUGGCUGGAAUAUGAUUUAAUAAUCACAGUUUAUAACUACAGUGCCAUUUAUUUCAGUGUGAAUUAAUGGUUGAGACGUAUGAAGAUGACUUGACCCAGUGGUACUGGUAUCACCAAAAGGAAAAUUUGACAAACUGGUUAUGUAUUGAGAGAGUGCUGGACCCUGGAGAGGAGGGUGAGAAUUUUGUUCAUAUCUGUUGUUUUAUGUGGGUGUGGUCGUGUGAAGGAGUGUGGCACAGGGGCUGGGGUUUGCACUCUAGCGUCUGACUGGUUUUUGGGACCUUGUCGAGUUGUUUAUCACCUCUUAUUAACAAAGGUGGCAGUCACUGUCUUGGUAACAUCCUUGAGAUAAGGGUGCACUGUAUGCAUUUUUAUUUUCCUCUCUUAGACAAGAAAACUAAGAAGAAGAGAGAGUUUCUAACGCGUUAUGUUAUCAUUACGCCGUAUAACAGAGUUCUAUAUUAUUUUUUUUUCUUUAACGCAGAGUGUUUCAAUGAAACUGAAGCAAAAAAUACUGAUGACAAGAAAGACAGUGAAGGGACAGAAGAGAAGGGAAAAGAGGGUGAAGACAAAAGCAGCGAUACAGAUGAAGAUAGAGAAAAGAAAAAAUCCGGAAAGGAAAAAAAGAAAACAAAGGGAAAGGAGAAAGACAAGAACAAAGGCGGAAAGACAUCAGCUGGAAAAUCGAAGAGGUCUUCGCAGGCUGAAGAAGAUGAUUCGGAGAAAAUCCAGCGUCUCAUUAGGCAACAAGCCCAAGAGCAAGAGGAACACCGCAAGAAACGUGGCAGGACAAAGGAGUUUGUUGGUGGUAAAAUGGACGAACGAACACGGCGAGAGUUCCAGACCAGGCUCCGAGACAUUCACGAUGUCGACCGUCUCCGACGCGAACUUAGGAGGAUUCGUCAACGAGAAAUGACCGAAGAUGAUUACAGUGCAAGAGAGCCUUGGGAACGCCAUAUGGACUCGAGCAUUCCUGAAGAAGUCCGACGUGACAUGCGACGACAUCGGUUUGAGCGAAUGAACGAUCCCGAAGAUCUGAGGAGAGAGUUGCGCAUGCGAGCUAUGGACCUCGACGAUGAUGACCAUUUCUUAGAAGAGCACUCCUUCGCUUUUCGUGAAUUGAGCCACCGUUACAUGAUAGAAGCAGAAGAAAUUCGUGAUCCUUUGGAGCUGAAGAAACGUAUCGACGACCUUGACGCGCUGUCGGCGAUAUUUUCUAGUGGUUACGAGCGUGGCCGACGACGAGGGCGACACGGUCGGCGCCCUCUGAAAGACGAAUUUUGAAGAGUUGGUGCCGGCCACAGAAAGUUUUUUAUCUUUAGCAGCCCCACAUGAAAUAGUGACACAGGGACCCUAUCGAGCAGAGAGCGAAACAAACUGGUUUUCACGGACUUUAUUAAUUUGGUCUGAGGUUAUGAAUUUCAAUCGGUUCCUCUCGCAGAGGGUAUUAGUUUAGAGUAAUUUUUUGUGAAUAACAUAGAUAGACGGGACUGCAUUGGUAUUGCUUUAAAACCCCCUUUUUGUCAUUAAAAACAUGCGUCUCGCACUUAACUCUCUAAAACCAUCAAGUGCAGAGGAGAAUAGGAAUUUGAUCAGCGCCUACUGUCAGCCUCGUACUCAGGUUUCUCUCUUUUCUUGAAACACGUAGCGCAAGGUGUCAUGGGCCAGUCGCUCUCUAAGAGUUACUAAAGCCACGUUACCAUCGUGCAGUGUUCACCGCUUUUCCCGCCAUUGUAGUAGGGUCUGGCUACUAUAUAGACAAAAAAACAUGCCGCUUUACAUGUUUCCAGGACGAUAUGUCACUUAGUAACUAUUUAAAUUAAUUCUUGGCUCUGUUCACAAAUUUCCUUUUUGGCAGGUGUUUUUAAUUAGCUAAUUUGUUGGGCUGCUAAUGAUUAGAACAUUAAGGGUCUUGAAUGAAAGUACAAAUAUAAGCAAAGGACAUUCUAGAUGCACGUAUCCUUUAUGGUGGAAAAUAAGCUGUGUAUUUUGGUUUCUAUUAAAGGUUUGUUCACACUUGCAACGCAAAAUGCAUGUAAAUUUCAUUAACACAAAUAUAAACGCUUGCCCGGCGUAAGGAAUGGAAACAUCGUUUUCUUGCGCCUGCCUUCUGUGCAUUUGUUUGUAUUUGCUUCAUUUGUGUGAGCUGAUCCUUAAGCGCACGCAAAGUUUAAGAAAAAUUUAAGGCUUGUGAUGAUUGUAGGAAAAUAGUUUAACUAUAUUUGUCGAAAUAAAUGACUGGUUUCUGUUCUUUUACGUGUUACAUGUUACAUGCUGAAAGACGGGCUGUAGUUAGAUUACUAUUCGCUCAUAAUUAAGAACUGGAAAAAUGAAG